GGAGAGCGACGUUGCUCGCUGGUGCCAACUGCGGCAAUAGGCUGCCAACGUCGAGUAUCAAAACCACAGUAACCUGUGUCUGGAAAGUGAAGAAACAAGCUAUGCAGUAGCUUGGCUUGGCCCGCUAGAGGUUGGGCAUGUCGGCGUUAUUACGAGGUAUCAUUAUUCAAGCAGCCCACCGUCCCUAAUUAAUCUUGAUGCGGGUUCUAAUACCAACAUCGCAAGCUCUCCAGAUAAAAUCAAUGCACGCCAUCGGCCACGGUGCAACUCGAUGGACUGCGUUGGAGCCGCGCCCACUGUCACUGUCACCUCGUGCUCCCACAUCUUUCGACAAGCGGGCAAUGAUGCCGGCCCUGGUCUGUCAAGUUUACAAGGGGUGAAGCCAUUGUCCACAGGCGUGAUGCCCAACUUGACCUAGCGCAGCUUUUCUAGAACGCAGGCUCUCCCAGGCUAGGCCAGGGGGGGACGAAUCCCCAUGGCUAGCGUAAGAGAAGAGUGCCACCACCCACGCUUGCCAAAUUUGGUCGUGGUGCCUUUCUCCUGGUACAGGGGAGCUGGCGGAGAUGCAGCUGGUCAGCCGACGGGUUGACUCGCGCCGCAAGCACUUGGUGGUAGUAGCCUGGGAGGCAAUGCAACGCCGUCCCCACUACCACUCUUGUUCUCACCCACAGGAUCCUAGGCCAUGGCUUCCGCCUGGGGCCCAUUCCGUGCACAGACUUCGUCAGCGGAGCCUGCCCGACAGGGGACCAGAGAAGGUACACACGCCAGCUCCCAACCUUUCUGUUUCAGGCUCGUACCGCGCUGUAUAGUCCCUGAAACGGGGCCACCAACAGUCGUCGACACCAUCAACCAACAGCGCCCACCGACCAAAAAGCAGUGUGGUUGCAGGGGGGGGCCGGCCAUCCGCUUCACGCUCUUCCCGCCGACCUGACCCUCUUUCCUCUCAGCCUGCUUGGCCAUCAGCAAGUUUCUCGGGCGGUCUGUUAGCACCUUUUUUUCAUUGGUACCGUUGCUGAUUUCCGCGGCGUGGCUCCAUUCUAGAAUACGCAGCCUGCUUAGCUCGCCUGCGCGGUUUUGUCUUCUCCCAGCCAGUCCCGCCCACAUCCUUUUCUCUCUACUCAUCCUCCUUCUCACCGUUUCUGGCCAUAUUCUGCCAGAGGGUUUUAUUCGCCUCUUUUUCAACUGUCGCUCUUUUAUAAUUCUAAUCCAAAUCGAUCUGCAAGAGGCAGCGCCUCCAGCCCGAUAAUUAUUUCCUUAGAAACCAACGUUUACGCUCAUCUCGUCUCUAUUCCCGUUCGAAUCAGCUCAGGCACCACCAAUCACACGAAUAUACCCAAGCUUCAUAUUUCACAUCUAGUUCUCGACGAUACCCUUUACCUGCUGGUCACUAACAGAUUGCGCGUCUCUGUUUGCUUUCGAACAAUAUUCCACGGAUUAGUAUAUUCGAGAAUUCUUAUCACACCUUCCCGCGAUUAAGGGCUUGAUUGUGCUGGCGCCAUCCUUUGCUUCGCUUCUAUACGUUGACGGCACUCCGAUUUUCUACGCUUAUUAGUUGAGAGCACCUGUAACCUACUUGUGCAAUUUUCUUUAAGCAUCUUAGUUAAUUCGUGCCUCAUCCGGCGGAGCCGGUUCCUUCACUUCUCACAACCCUCAGAUCGUCUAUUUUCACGAUGUUCCCUUUCAAUGGACAAGAGGACAACAGUCCCAAACCCCUUGCUGAUGAAGACCAGCAGCUUCUUUCUGGUCUUGUUCACAAGUAUGGCGUUUCAAGCGUCAUGUAUGCUCUGACUGGAUUCGGAGAAUCAUCCCGAGCGUCGAUCUUCUCUACCAACACUCUCAUGAGCAGCACAAACGCCAGUAUCAACGCACCCUCUCUUGCCUGGAGCAGCUCCGACGCCUCUGCUUGCCGCUCCGAUGGCGCCUCGCUUCACACUGCCUGCACAUGGCCCGAUGCCGUGGCUGAAAUGCCUGUCAUGCACGAUGGCGAAGGUGGCAAGCUCAACGAACGAUCCUGGCUCGAUUCACCUGCCCCGAUUCCCUCGCCCAUGGUUAACGGUGACGCACCAUCGCCUCGCUUGAUUGCCCCGACCGGAAAGAAGUACCAGUGCCCCAUGUGCUACCUCGACAGCAGCCCCGUCGGCUUUGGACGCAAGAGCGACUUCAAGAAACAUUUGCACAACUUCCACGGAGCUGAUGUUGUUUGGAUUUGCUGGACUAAGGGCUGCAACCUCACCUUCUCGACUGAACGUGCCUACAGCACUCACGCCAAGGAGGCUCAUCGUAUGAAGGCUCUUCCCAACAGCGCCGCCCGUACCGACCUCUGCCCCCAACUUGUCUUUUCUUGCGGUUUCACUGCUUGCAAGGACAGAGUAUUUGAAGCUAGCUGCGCUGACGAAUCCAGCGCCACUCGUGACAAGCACUUUGAACACAUUGCCAAGCACUUUGAGGACGGAUAUGAUAUUAGCACCUGGGAAUACAAGGUUCAGAUCCAGAAUCUUUUGCGACAACAGCAAGUCAAGUCUACAUGGAAGACUUGCAUUUUCCCCAAGGAGAAGCGACAGGCACUUGUGUGGAAGCCUCGUUCCUCUGGUGACUUGAAGCGUAUUCUCGAGUCGCGUCACCUUGGCUCCGAUAUCUCCAACUUGGUUCGCUUAGCUUUCAUUCUUGGAAACGCCCCGUUCUCGCUUUCCGCUACGCCACCUCCUGGUGAACUUGAAACAUACUUCCAGCUGCCGUACCUCAACACAUGUCCCACGGACAAGCCUGCUAGAACACCAAGCCCGUCUGGCAUGAAGAAUGAAGACGAAGGCACGUCGUCGUCAUCAUUCAGCCUCGCCGCCAAGUACCGCUCUAGCACACAGACUGUUUUCAGACUACCCACACGGAACUCUAAGCGUGUAUCUCGCCCUCCCACUCCGGUGACGAGCGAGCCUGCAAACGACGUUAUGAUGGCAGACGAAUCGGCGGCUGGCCCGCACCCGACAACACCCUACCAAAUGACCAAUGACAAUGGCUGGGCGGGUGAUGCAUCCAAGUUCACGCCUGACGACGACCUGCCUAAGCAGAUGCACGGCCCCAUGGAUGGUUCCAUGAUGUACCCGAUGCACUCUCAAGAGCAAAUGUACCAGGGCUGGGCUGGCGUUGAUAGCAUGCACCAUGGCAUGGACUCGCAGAUGCACCAAGGUAUCCCCAUCAUGGAUGGUAUGCCGUAUCAGCAAGACCCGGUUGUUAACACUGGCCUCUACAACUACGCCAUGAAUGCUAGCCAAGUGUCGACUGUUCGACCUGGCACACCCACCCCUCACAAGCGCCCUGGAUCGUGGACGCGGGUGAUGAGCAUGGAUACUCUCCGUCCUAGCAAGAAGACAUCGACUAUUUCCAUGAACACGACGCACUCGUUUCAUGAUGCGCCUGUGAUGAUGUCAAAUGGCAUGAACAUGUAGGGUGUGAGCCGCGGACAAAACGCCCCGUGAGCCACUCCUUUCAAACUGGUCUGCUACUACCCGUGACGACUUGGUACAUACAUUUUUGGCACCACAUAUCCUCCUUUAACUUUUACGGAAAAUACCUUUUUCUUUCUGCUUCACGGCAGGUACUUCUUUCUUCUUCUCUUCUGGCUGCAUGCAAUGUGUGGAUGCAACAGCCUUUGUUAUUCUUUUUUCCACACGCCGGGUCACAGACUUUGCUCACGGGGAUGCUCGUCAUUGGACAGCUGCACAUGCUCACCAGCGCUUGAGGAGCACGGAUAAUGUAACUUGUAAUACAGCAUGGCGACUGGGAUAUUUGUUGGAAGGCUUCGCUGAAGCCGGGCUGUUUUUUUCUUGUGUUGUGUUUGGUUUUUGAUUUUCUGAUCAUGGCAUACUCCCAUAAUCAGCCACUCUCCCUCAAUUCUUUUCCUUAUUUGUUUUUCAAUCUCUCUUUUUUUUCUUUGCCCCAAUCUCCUUGUCAUUUAAAAUACCAUCGCACUUUGUCAUUUAGGCCUGACGGUAACUCUGUUGGAAGAGGCUGUCGGGUAGGGGGGGUUCAGGGUCGAAUUGGUUCUGGUUUCUUUGGCUGUUUUUAUCGUUUAGUGAUAUUUCUAUAGUUGACUUCGAACGUGAGCAACGGCCUCUGCUGCAUGGAUGCUAACGAGGUUAAGGCGCUGUGAAUUAAAAACCAUUGAUUAACUGC
Molecule: messenger RNA, 4170 nt
Organism: [Torrubiella] hemipterigena
Lineage: Eukaryota; Fungi; Ascomycota; Sordariomycetes; Hypocreales; Clavicipitaceae
Source: the annotation of a GenBank genome assembly